This is a messenger RNA of Arvicanthis niloticus (Nile rat), 1842 nucleotides long. RefSeq names its product potassium inwardly rectifying channel subfamily J member 6 (gene Kcnj6). Gene Ontology annotation, biological process: regulation of monoatomic ion transmembrane transport; potassium ion import across plasma membrane. NCBI's taxonomy places the organism in Eukaryota, Metazoa, Chordata, Mammalia, Rodentia, Muridae. Gene Ontology annotation, molecular function: G-protein activated inward rectifier potassium channel activity. Gene Ontology annotation, cellular component: plasma membrane. The record is from RefSeq and is a predicted model, not a curated record.
CACAAAGAAGAAAUGACGAUGGCUAAGUUAACUGAAUCCAUGACUAAUGUCCUGGAGGGUGAUUCCAUGGACCAGGAUGUGGAAAGCCCAGUGGCCAUUCACCAGCCAAAGUUGCCUAAGCAGGCCAGGGAUGACCUGCCAAGACACAUCAGCCGAGACAGGACCAAAAGGAAAAUCCAGAGGUAUGUGAGGAAGGACGGAAAGUGUAACGUCCACCACGGCAACGUGCGGGAGACGUAUCGAUACCUGACGGACAUCUUCACCACCCUGGUGGACCUAAAGUGGAGAUUCAACCUGUUGAUCUUUGUCAUGGUCUACACAGUGACAUGGCUUUUCUUUGGGAUGAUCUGGUGGCUGAUUGCAUACAUCCGGGGAGAUAUGGACCACAUAGAGGACCCCUCGUGGACUCCCUGUGUUACCAACCUCAACGGGUUUGUCUCUGCUUUUUUAUUCUCAAUAGAGACAGAAACCACCAUCGGUUAUGGCUACCGGGUCAUCACGGACAAGUGCCAGGGAAUUAUUCUCCUCUUAAUCCAGUCCGUAUUGGGGUCCAUUGUCAAUGCCUUCAUGGUAGGAUGUAUGUUUGUGAAAAUAUCCCAACCCAAGAAGAGGGCGGAGACCCUGGUCUUCUCCACCCACGCGGUGAUCUCCAUGCGGGAUGGGAAACUGUGUCUGAUGUUCCGGGUAGGGGACUUGAGGAAUUCCCACAUUGUAGAGGCAUCCAUCAGAGCCAAGUUGAUCAAGUCUAAACAGACUUCAGAGGGGGAGUUCAUUCCCCUCAACCAGACAGACAUCAACGUAGGAUACUACACAGGGGACGACCGGCUCUUUCUGGUGUCACCAUUGAUUAUUAGCCAUGAAAUUAACCAACAGAGUCCCUUCUGGGAGAUCUCCAAAGCCCAGCUGCCUAAAGAGGAACUGGAGAUUGUGGUCAUCCUGGAGGGAAUGGUGGAAGCCACAGGAAUGACAUGCCAAGCUCGAAGCUCCUACAUCACCAGUGAGAUCUUGUGGGGUUACCGGUUCACACCUGUCCUAACGCUGGAAGAUGGGUUCUAUGAAGUUGACUACAACAGCUUCCAUGAGACCUAUGAGACCAGCACCCCAUCCCUUAGUGCCAAAGAGCUAGCUGAACUGGCUAACCGGGCAGAGCUGCCCCUGAGUUGGUCUGUGUCCAGCAAACUGAACCAACAUGCAGAACUGGAGACGGAAGAGGAAGAGAAGAACCCGGAAGAAUUGACAGAGAGGAACGGGUGACGCUGGGCUCCUAGUGUGGACCGAGAAAUAUUUCUUCUAAUUUCAUCCUCUGAAAGACAGUACAGAGAGUUGCUAUGCUUCCCUCCUUAACUGCUUGGAAGAAUUCACCCAGAAUGAACCCAAUCCAUCUGGACCUAGUGCUUUCUGGUUGGGAAGGUCAUCAAUAAUUUACUUAAAGUCGGGCAGGAGAGAUGGCGCAGCGGUUAAGAUGGCUUAUUGUUCUUGCAGAUGGCCUGGGUUCAGUUCCCAGUGCACGAGUGGUGGCUCACAAUCACCUAGAACUCCAGUGCCGAGGGGCCUGGCACCUUCUUCCGGCUGCCAUGGGCUACUGCAUGUGUGGGAUGCACAUGAGCUCACACAGGCGUCCAGACUCAUGCACAUAAAUAAAAGGAAACAAAACUUUGAAGUCUCUAAUGUAUAGACGGUUCGGGUUAUCUAUUUCUUCUAAUGUGAGUUUUGAUAGACUGUAUGUUUCUAGUAACGACUGUACUUCCCCCACGAAGAAAAGUGUGGACAUGCCCUUUGGGGUCCUUUCUGUGGUCACAGGGUCUGUUGUGUUCUCUGACAUUUCUGCAGUUCUCUCUCUCU